CUGUCAUCAGGAACAAUAUAAAAAUAUUAGAAAGCCGUGAUGACGAGCAAGUAGAUUAAUUAUCCUUUUAGAUAUAUUACUCACAGUUUCACUCACAGUUUCACAACACAAUGGGUUCUCUCAUGGCAGGAUGGGACUCUACCCAUGUGGAUCCUAAGUCAGCCACACUUAAGAGGAACCGUUCACUGACCAAAGAUGAAAUUAACGCUUUCUGGAAAUCGAAGAAGAAGAUAGAGGAAGAACACCUCACUGCUAUUUCAACUUCACCACACACUGUUCAGAAUGGACAGGGCAGGAAGAACAACACAGAGACUGAGAGGAAGUUUCAGAAAUCAGUGAGCAUGCCAGUGACACGUGUACGUGAAAACUUAAAUAAGGAGAUUUUUGAUACAAGUUUGGAGCAGCUUAUCGAGAAAAAUGGCUGGUAAUGAUAUGAA
Molecule: messenger RNA, 437 nt
Organism: Vigna umbellata (rice bean)
Lineage: Eukaryota; Viridiplantae; Streptophyta; Magnoliopsida; Fabales; Fabaceae
Source: RefSeq, a predicted model, not a curated record